Molecule: messenger RNA, 2199 nt
Organism: Colletotrichum gloeosporioides
Lineage: Eukaryota; Fungi; Ascomycota; Sordariomycetes; Glomerellales; Glomerellaceae
Exons: 2
Coding region: 1-2199 (732 amino acids)
Biological process (GO): carbohydrate metabolic process
Source: RefSeq, a predicted model, not a curated record
AUGGCCGGCCUCCUCACGAACAUCCUCGCCUUCAUCACUGGCCAAUGGAGCCUCAUCUCCCCGGACUGGAGGGACCCCGCGUCCCACGAUCCCAGCUGGUACCGCUACGUCCGCGCCAGUAAGUCCAAGACGAUCUUCCCGGCGCGGGUCUUGCCGGAUCUCACGCGCGGGGACGUCGCGAACCCCUCGGGCCUGGUCACCGGCGAAGGCGGGCCGACCGUCCUCACCCGGCUCUCCGAGUCUGAUGAGAUCCCGUCCGUGACGGUGGACUUUGGACAGAACACCGUCGGCAUCGUAUCCAUCUCCUUUGCCGGGUCUGAAACGCCGGACGGGAGUGGUGACGCCAGGCCCGGGAUCCGGCUGGCGUUCUCCGAGACGCUGCAGUUCCUGAGUAAUGUGAGCGACUUCUCGCGGUCGUAUAACGGGGACACGAUCACGCCUGGCAGCGAGCAGAUUGCCGUCCGCAGCGAGCCGUACGUCUGGACCGCGCAGCACGGGUGCCAGUACCCGGGCGACGGCGGCAAGGGCAAGGUCUGCGUGGACGGGCUGCACGGGUUCCGGUACCUGCGGAUCUACCUGGACGCGCUGCCGUCGGACACGCCGUACACGGCGCCGCGCGGGCAGGUGAAGAUCGCGUCGGUGAGCCUGGCGCUGUCGGCGUUCCACGGGACGCCGGAGACGUUCCGGGGGUGGUUCGAGUGCAGCGACCGCGAGCUGACGCGGUGGUGGUUCGACGGGGUGUACACGAACGACCUGUGCAUCGACACGUUCCGCGCGGAGGACAUUGAGCCGCGGGACGCGGAUAGCGAGUUUCUGGAGGGCCGGCUGGUGAUCCACGACGCGCCGAAGCGGGACCGGGACCCGUAUGUUGGGGACCUGGCUGUGGCGGCGCUGACUGCGUUUCUGUCGCACGGGGGGCUCGUGGCGGAGGCGAGCGGGAAUGUGUUGGCGGAUCUGGCCAGGCGGCAGAGGGGGGACGGGUGGAUUCCGCCGGCGAGCAUAAACAAUUACACGCUUCCGCUGUUUGAUUACCCCCUCUGGUGGGUUGUCUGCAGCCAUGACUAUGUGUGGUACACCGGCGACGUGGGCUAUCUCGAGACGUACUACCCGAAUCUGCUGGCUGUGAUGGAUAAGUGGUUUCCCUCCGUCACGAACUCGGACACGGGUCUGGUUACGAAAGGGCUGAACGGGACGGGCGGAUACGGAGACUACGCUUUCCUCCCAAGGCAGGGCCCGGUGACGUAUUACAACGCUCUAUACGUGCUCGCCCUCCGGCGGGCAGCAGAAAUGGCGGCGCAACUUGGGAAGACGGCCGAUCAGGAGAGGUGGAACUCGCGCGGGGAUGAUGUCGCCAAGGCGCUGGCCCAGAGGAACUUUGACUCGAGCGUCGGCGCAUUCUACGACGGCACGACGGGGGCGGACUCGGACGAGUACGUGGCCGCGCACGCGCAGGACGGCAACAGCAUCGCCAUCCUCGCCGACGUCGUAUCCGGGGACAAGGCCAAGGGCGUGCUGGCGUACUACGCCCGCGCGGCGUCGCGGGCGUACGGCAACGCGUUCUACGACUCGGACGCCGUCGGGCAGGGGUUCAGCCAGCGGGUGUACGCGUUCGUGUCCUACUUUGAGCUCGCGGCGCGGCUGAAGGUCGACGACGGGGAUGGCACGGCGGAGGGCGCGGUGGAGGAGAUGAAGCGGCUGUACGGGUGGAUGGGCGGGCAGGACCCCGGGGUGACGUUCUGGGAGGGCAUCGGGCCGGACGGGCGGCCGUAUGAGGACGGGUACACGAGCAUGGCGCACGGGUGGAGCACGGGUAUCGUGCCGCUGAUGAGCUCGUAUGUGCUCGGGGUGAAGCCGACGAGUCCCGGGUUCAAGACGUGGAGCGUGAUGCCGGUGAGGGCUGGGUUGAGGUGGGCGAGGGGUGUUGUGCCGACGCCUGAGGGGCAGGGGGUUGGGGUCGAGUGGGUUGAUGAGGGCGGAGGGAGGUUUAAGAUUGCCGUUCUUGCGGAGAGGGGGACCAAGGGGGUUGUUGGUGUACCUUUCGAGGAGGGGAUGGUGGUUGAGGUUGAUGAGCGGGUUGUGUUUAGUGGGAGAGUGAAGGAGGGGAGGGUUGAGGGCAAGAGGGUCGUGGUUGACGUCGAGGGGAAGGGAUGGGAGACCAGGACCGUCGUGACAGUAAGGGCGAUUGCAGAGGGACUUUAG